AUGUCUUCAUCAAUAAUACCAAAAUCACAAAUUCUCUCCCUCUACAAAGGACUAUUAAAAGGUGGUAAACAGUUCUCCGAUUAUAACUUUAGAGAAUAUACUCUAAGGUGUACAAGAGAAGAUUUUAAAAAGAACAAAACAAUCACUGACAAGGAAAAGAUUAAACAAUUAUAUGAGAAGGGAAUAAAGAAUUUGGGAAUUGUCCAAAGACAAUCACUCAUCAAUCAAAUGUACUCUAAACAAAUUAGCAUCAUGGACAGUAGGGCAAAGGCGUUUAGAGAGAAUCCAGAUCUUUUCACUGCCCAAUACUCUAAUAUGGACACCUCUGUAGAACAAGAAGAGGAUUAA
Molecule: messenger RNA, 348 nt
Organism: Naegleria gruberi
Lineage: Eukaryota; Heterolobosea; Eutetramitea; Acrasida; Naegleriidae
Exons: 1
Coding region: 1-348 (115 amino acids)
Biological process (GO): iron-sulfur cluster assembly
Cellular component (GO): mitochondrion; L-cysteine desulfurase complex
Source: RefSeq, a predicted model, not a curated record